This is a messenger RNA of Penaeus monodon (black tiger shrimp), 954 nucleotides long. Its product is annotated as sporozoite surface protein 2-like. The coding region runs from base 1 to 954 and encodes 317 amino acids. NCBI's taxonomy places the organism in Eukaryota, Metazoa, Arthropoda, Malacostraca, Decapoda, Penaeidae. The transcript has 9 exons. The record is from RefSeq and is a predicted model, not a curated record.
AUGAUUAAGAGCACACCACACUAUCAUAUAUCAACGACGAUGUCACCUCCUGAUCACCCCCCUGUAAAUCAACAUUACAACGAAACCCCCAAAAUGAUCCCAACCAACAAAAUCGAAUUCGAGGGCCCAACCCCAAAAAAUGAAAACAACCCCCUUGAACAGGGCUUCCUGGACCACAGGGGGCCACUAAACCAGGGAAAACCCCCUGGGGCCCCUUUUUUUCCACUAAAAAGGGAUGGAAAUCUAGUACGGUCCCCCAGGCCAGCAAACCCAGGGAGGAAGGUUCUGAGGGACCCCCCAGACGAACCCCCCCCGACCAUUCGGGAGCACCCGCUAAAACCCGGGCCCAAACAGCUGGGCUCCCCGACAAGCCCCAAACCAAAGGAAAAAAAGGGCCCAAAAAGACCGAGGGCCCGGGGACCGACUUUUGAGGGAGAGUCCCCGGACCCCCCAAAACGUUUCCCCCAGUUCAAAGUGCCAGUCCAAAACCCCCAAAGGUCCGAAGUAUGGACACUACCGGCUAGCUGCACAGCCAAGCCAAAUGUGGUGGGCUGGGGAGCAAAGGGACACAACACCGAGGGCCCUUGGGGAAGGGCGAAUGAAGAAACCCAGAAGGCCCUGCCAGAAACCGAAUCAGAAAAAAAUGGACCCCGCCCAGUGGAACCUGUUCGGGUUCUCCCGGGGAUCGGUCUUCAUGCUUCCACGUGCGGGGGAAAAAAAAGGGCCCGAUUUACCCUUGUCAAGGGGCAACAAUUCCCGCUCCAACCCAAAAGCCGGAAAGCACCGCACUGUGGGGUGUUGAAUUUUCUUCCGUCGAGAUUCACUUCCCCUGAAAUUGUACCCUGUACCUCACCCUGGGGCCCCUGGAAAUUCCCGGGGGAAGGAUUUUUUGGCAUGAUUGAGACCAAACAUAUGCCCAAAUUUUGGCCAAAUAUAACCACCCUAAAGGAUUAG